This is a messenger RNA of Pantherophis guttatus, 3567 nucleotides long. RefSeq names its product CKLF like MARVEL transmembrane domain containing 3 (gene CMTM3). The record is from RefSeq and is a predicted model, not a curated record. Gene Ontology annotation, cellular component: membrane. NCBI's taxonomy places the organism in Eukaryota, Metazoa, Chordata, Lepidosauria, Squamata, Colubridae.
CCUGCCUGCCUCUCCCCCAGCCCCGACCCGGAUUGGUGGCCGCUCGCAAAAGAUUGUGCGGGUUUGCCCGAUUUCCGUCCCGUUUCCGUUUGCCUCCUCCGGAGACCCAGACCCGAAAAGACCAAAAUAAAUCCCAACCUCCCCCCCACCCCCCGAGGUUGCAUCGGCUUCUUUGCAAAGUCCGCCGGCGGGAGUCGCUUUCCUUCCUCUUGCAAGCGAAGCGAUCGGAAAGCAUGGAGCGCUGCGAAGGAGAAGACCCCGAGCCGGCCGAGGCGCCCCCGGGGGCUCGCCUGUUGCUGGCUUUCAAGGGGUUCCUGAGCUCCCGCAAAGGGCUGCUGCUCCUGGCCCAGGCGACCCUCUCCUUUAUCAUCUUCAUCUGCUACAUCGCUUCGACAGCUGCGCCCUUCAUGAUGGUGCCGUUACUGACAUUUCUGGUCGCUUUGGGCUUUUUCCUUUCCUAUUCCCUGAAGCUGAAUGAGAAGUUCCGAGGCAUCUAUUGGCUUUUGGGGGAUUUUUUGUGUGGAAUUAUUGCUGCUAUUAUAUAUUUUGCCAUCUCCAUUGCUGCCGUUUCGAAAUAUACGGACACUGCCUCGAAAGCAGCGGGGGUAUUUGGGUUUAUUACCACCAUCGUCUAUUGUGUCUAUGUCUAUUUCACCUUUAAUGACCUGGCAACAUUUCUAAAACAGGAAGAUUCCUCCGACGCCCCCAAAUCACAGAAGUCAGAAAACGACUCCGAUUCAGAUUCCGACUGAUAUAACAGUAUCUUUGAUGAAUGGCAGAACCUCGAUGGAAAAUGAGGAAGACGUAAAGAGGAAAAGAAAAAGGGAAGAGAGAAAAAGCAGAAGAGAAAUGAAUGUUUUGAGUAUUUUAACCUUUUUUCAGUGAACUUGGAUAUUUUAACCUUUUUCAGUGAACAGUAAACUGCAACUGGGAUCACCAAAAUCAUGCUGGGAAUAUUAUUGUGUAUAAUUUACACAAGAAAACUUGACCUGCUGCUGUCUGAUGCUCAUUCAGCAUUGCAGUAGAUUUUUCCAGCCAAACCUUUUACGAACAGACUCCUUAUGUUAUCCGGGGUGUAUAAAGAAGUCAUUAACAUCUUGCAACAUGGAGUUUCUUCAGUAGUAGACAUAAUACCCAGAUCAAGCUUAUAAACUGUAAUAUCUCUUUCUUUCUUUUUUCUACUUAUACCAAGGUUUUUGUUCUUGACUUCAGAAGACAGUAGCUUAUUUGUUAGAACGGGGCUUGAUUUUAAAACUUAGAUUGAAUUUAAACUCAGGACAAAAUUCAGCAAUAAUGAAAAUAAAUUUAAACCCCUAAUGAAUAAAGCCAAAGUAAGAUGAUUCCUUAAAAUCAUCUCUCGUAUUCAGUAAUUACACGCCUAGACAUACCAAGCCCCACGUUAAUAGAUCAUUCCUCAAGAAAGAAAUGUGAUGAACAUGCUUCUCACAAUUUUUGUGAUUGCCUGCCUGGUAGCCACACCAGCCAAUCAAAUCUUUAUUACAGUCAUAUACCAGCAUAAGAAGGGUGAAAUAUAAAAAAUAAUUUGAUAGAUAAUAGAUGAGAGAGAGAUAACACACUUUUAAAAAUUAACUAAAAUAUUUUAUAUAUAUUUAGCUUUUUAAAACUCUGUUAACUUUAUAAAUUAUUGAUUGCAAUCUGGUCUAGGACCAUAAUAAAUAUUUGAUUCGAUUGGUUGAUUGAUAGCUCCACCAAUAAUUAUGAGGAAUCGUGAGCUAUAGAAAACUACGCAAGAUACAGUGCAUAGUUUCUCUGCGAUGUACAUGCUCCCUUGAUCCAAAACUAGAAUUACCAAAAAGAAUCUCAGGAUAAUGUGUACCAGGAAUGCAAUUCCUCCAGCUUCUGAUUUUUUUUCUUCUCCCAUAUACCAGUCCUUGCUUAAGGACUGCCCUGUUUAGUAACAGUUCUCAGUUACGACCAUGCUGAAAAAAUACCUUUACAACUGGUCCUGACAGGUGAUGACCGUGGCAGAAUCCUUUUCUGGCAAUCACAAAAACAAUCACAGUUUUUGUGAUUGCCAUUUCCGUGCUUUGCAUUAUGACCAUGGCAGUGUCCUGCAGCCAACAUAAUCAUUUGUGCCCUUCGCCACCGGCUGCUGACAAGCAGAGUCCCAUGGAGAAGCUGCCAGUCAAAGCCAAAAUCAUGGUCACUUGAAGUCUCGCUUAAUGACCUGGGGUGUCUCAAUAACCACAGCAGAAGUGAGGGCACGUAAGGCUGUUUUAGCCACGUGACGUCUCCCUUAACAACUGCAUUCCUUAGCAAGAGUUGCCAGUCCAAAUAGUAUUAACUAAACAAAGACUUACCUAUAAUGAAGGAAACUAUGAUGCAAUAUAUCAUUACACAAUAUUUAAUAUGCUUGGUACCGAUUUGUAUUAGUUUUGUAGGGCAGGGUCAGUUAUCAAGACAAAGCAAACACAUGUCUUUCCUUUUGAUAAACUCCACAGGCAGGUCCUGGCAAUAAGAGAAGGAAGGACCCAGCAGACUGGCUUCUGAACUGGGUUAUCACAACAGUUUAGCUAUGUUCCGGUUUGUGCUUCUCUGGAAUUCCCCCGAGGACCAUUUUACCGUCUUUGCUUCUUUUUAUAUAGUCAUUUGCAUGUGGUUUAAUCUGUGAUUUUUGUUUUUGUUUUUCAAUGAAAGGAAACCUAGCGUGCAUGUCAAAUGGAACAAGGAACACAUUUUGGAACUGUAGACGGAGUAAAUCUAUGUCAAUAUUUCAUUUGAAGGUGUUCACUAGCUUUUGUAUUAUUUCAAUAUCUGCACUAUCUGGAAAGAUUUCGGUAUUUCAGAUAUGAGAACAAUCAUAAUGGCCUAUUCUUAUCUUACCUUAAUAACUUUUCUGUUAAUCAUCCCCUACAGGGAAACCAUUAGUUUUUUUUUCUUGUUUGAAAUAAUCUUUGCAUUACAGAUUUCAGACAAAUUUUGGCCUGUAAUUCAGAUGCCUUAGUAACAACAGGAUUCAAAACCUGAAUAAUAUGCAAAAACGCAGAGCAAAAAUAUUUUAGAUCAGCUGAUCAAAAACAAUAUCCAAGAACAAAUGUUUGAUUAUAAAAUUUGAACUUUCCAGAAAUGGAUAGAGAAAGGGUAUGCAGUGUUUCACUGGCAAGCAUGUAACGUUAGUGUACCUGUGGAAAUCAUUGCUAAAAGAAUUGUAACAAUUAAGGCUAUGAAUUUAUUUAUCUGUUUUUUAAAUAACAUCUCUGGAAUAGAAUUUUGCCUGUACAAAUUUAAUUCCGGAAUUUGUACACUGGUACGGAUGCUUGAAUUAAGAUUAGGGCAAUCUCAGGUUAUGCCUAAAAUAACAAAUUUAAAACAGCCUUAAAUUAUAGGUAUCUAGAAGUCACUUCAGUUACAGUAUACAAAAUGAGCUCAGUUCCAUUGUAUUAACUUGCAUGAGUUAGACAGACAUGCUGCUGUUUAUAACCGGAUUGAGAAAUGGGUUUAUGAUUUGAUUAUGUGAAUCUUAUGUUAUCCGAAUUUUGUAAUCUUUUGAUAUUAUGUUAGCCCGUUUUUACUGUAAGUGUAUUUUAUAAAAAGAAAGGUACUUUU